Messenger RNA from Amblyraja radiata (thorny skate), 3465 nucleotides. RefSeq lists its product as uncharacterized. Lineage: Eukaryota; Metazoa; Chordata; Chondrichthyes; Rajiformes; Rajidae. The record is from RefSeq and is a predicted model, not a curated record. Gene Ontology annotation, molecular function: catalytic activity.
AUGAGGAUUAUCAGCUUGUUUUUAUGGACUGUGCUUGUCUGGGUCACUUUCUCAUCCAUACUCGAUCCUGCUACACCGAUUCUCCAAUACUCGGUGGAUGAACUUCUCCAGCUGCGACCCCACCUGUCCGACCCACCCCCGGUGUUACAUCUUCACCUGGAUCUGGCUCAUCAUUAUCGUCGGAAAUAUAUCCACCAUGGCUCCGGACAGAGAUUCAACAUUGCUGACACAAAGCCAACAAGAUCCUUCUGGCCAUCGUCACCUCAUCCCCCGAGAAAGCACCACCGUGCUGUUGACCACAAUGUGCUAACUAACCUAGCCAGGUCGGCUAGCACUGAUCUCGGCAACACCAGCGUCUCAGUCGGGCUGAUCAACAUCCAUUCACUCACCAACAAGGGUCCCCUGAUCUACGAUGUUUUACAGGACAACAAAUUCGACUUCUUGUGCCUGACUGAAACCUGGCAGCAUCAGAAUGACUACACACAGCUCAAGAAGGCUGUCCCACCUGGGUUUGUUUACACCUGUCAAUCACUCGCCGCAGGCCGAGGGGGCGGUGUCGCAAUGCUCUACAAUGACAAAUGGAGAGUGCCGCCUGUCACUGUCUCUGCCCACAACUCAUUCAAAUCCAUAAUCCUACAUAUCAGUGGACCCAUCCCUACUGUUUUAGCCAAUAUCUAUCGCCCACCCAAGCCCAAUAAUAAUUUUUUUAAUGAUUUUUCUUCCUUUUUGACUUCCAUUUGCUCCAUGUCCCCUAAUGUCAUAAUACUGGGUGAUCUUAAUAUUCACAUGGACAAUAUCAGUAACACUCUUACAAGGGACUUUUCUUCAACACUAGACAGUUUUGGAUUACAGCAGCAUAUUGACUUUCCCACACACAACAAAGGACACAUCCUGGACCUCAUCUGCUGCUCUGGUUUAACCCCUUUUAACUGUACUGUAUCUGAUCUUCCCAUCUCUGAUCGUAAGCUAAUUUAUUUUAAUGUCAACUUACCACCACCCAAAACAAAUCAGUAUCGCUCCAUCUCGUUUCGUAACAUCAAGAAUAUUGAUCUACCUGCUCUCUCUGUUGGAAUUAACAAUCUCCUCGAUAUAGAUAAAUUAGUCAACACUGAUGAUCUGGUUUCGCAUUACAAUGAUGGACUUCACAAUCUCCUGGACGCUCUCGCUCCUCUGAAAACCCAGACUGUUUAUUUUACUCACUUUGCCCUCUGGUACACGUCUGCUCUACGCCAGCCAAAAAUAAAAGGACGUCACCUGGAACGUCUCUACAGAAAAACUGGAUUUGGUGUUCACGAAGACAUGUAUGACAACCACAUACUGCACUAUAAGGAUGCCCUCUCCACAGCUAAAUCCAUAUACUAUGCUAAUUUAAUUUCAUCUGGCGAAGGGAACACUCCAGCCCUGUUUUCCACAAUCAACAUGAUCUCAGGACCACUUAUACUCUUCCACCCCACUUGUACUCAACUUUUCAAUUGCACACCAUCCACCUUCUUCUGUCCCCCCUUUACUUUAUUAUCUAGUUUUCAACUCCCAACUGUUACUGAAAUAUCUGAUCUCAUCCGAAAAUCCAAAUCAUCCACCUGCCAGUUCAACCCCCUCCCCACCCACUUAGUCAAAACCUGUCUACCUUCCCUCUCCUCUUUCAAAGCUAACAUCAUCCACUCCUCCCUUAUUUCUGCUCAUGUUCCUUCCUCUCAUAAAACUGCUGCAGUAACUCCAGUACUUAAGAAACCCGGUGCAAAUCCCAACAAUCUAAAUAAUUUCCGACCAAUCUCCAAUUUGCCAUUUAUCUCUAAAAUACUAGAAAAAACAGUUGCUGCACAGGUUCACAAUCAUCUCAUCAGCAAUAACCUCUAUGAAAAAUUUCAAUCUGGUUUUCGCCCUCUCCAUAGCACAGAAACAAACGACCUGCUGAUGGCUGCCGGCUCUGGUUUUCUCACCAUACUCAUCCUCCUUGAUUUAGCUGCUGGCUUCGACACCAUCUCUCACAACAUCAUCCUCAACCAUCUAGCCUCCAUUGGUAUCAUCAACACAUCACUCACCUGGUUCACGUCAUACCUCUCUGGCCGCACUCAGUUUGUACAACUUAAAUAUGUCCAAUCACAACCCUCCUCACUCACCAGUGGUCUUCCCCAGGGCUCAGUCCGAGGGCCCCUCCUUUUUAUAAUUUAUUUACAUCCCCUUGGUUUUAUUUUCAGGAAAUACAACAUUCAAUUUCACUGCUACACGGAUGACACCCAACUCUACCUGUCCACCAAACCCACAUCCAUUCUUCCCCCCUCUUCCCUGUCUGACUGCUUAGUGGAAAUUAAAUCCUGGUUUGCUCAAAACUUCCUCAAAUUCAACAGUGACAAAACUGAAAUUCUUCUUGUUGGCUCCAAAUCCACCCAAUCUAAAUGUCCCAAUUUCUCACUCACUAUUGACAAUUCCAUAGUCCCUCCUUCCCCUCAGGUCAAAAGUCUGGGUGUCAUCCUUGAUAGCACACUUUCUUUUGAAAAACACAUCAAUAGUCUCACUCGGUCUGCUUACUUUCAUCUACGCACUAUCCACCAUCUUUGUCCAUCAGGCAUGAUCGACUCCCAGCUGCCUAAAGAACAGGCUGGCUUCCGAAGCGGUAGGUCAAUGGCGGACCAGGUGACCCUCCUGUGCCAUGACAUAGAGAACAGCUUCCAGGCAGGGGAGAAGGCAGGCGCUGUCUUCUUGGACCUCACAGCUGCAUAUGAUACUGUCUGGCUGCGUGGACUACACAUGAAGCUUCUGGAAACCAUCCCAGACAAGCACAUGGUGAGCUUCAUCAUGGAGAUGCUGAGCAACCGCAGCUUCAGGCUACACACCAGCAACGGGCAAUGCAGCAGGGUGAGGAAACGUAAGAACGGCGUCCCACAGGGCUCAGUGCUGGCACCAAUGCUGUUCAACAUCUACACCCAUGACCUGCCUGCAACCCAGUCAAAGAAGUAUGGCUAUGCUGAUGACCUGGCUAUCCUACUCAGUAAACCAUCCUGGGAAGCAGCAGAAGAGGGCCUCUCUGAAGACAUGAACAUCCUGUCUUCACACUUGAGGAACUGGCGCCUUAAGCUCAGCAUGGGUAAGACAAUAAUUUCAAUGUUCCACCUCAACAACAGGGAAGCUACCCGCGAGAUGAACGUCAUGGUGGAUAAUGUCUGGUUACGGUCCCAGCCUGUCCCCACGUACCUCAGCGUGAAGCUCGACAGAACGUUGUCAUUCAAACAACACCUGGAAGGUGCCAAGCCAAAGACAAGUGCCCGUGCCGCACUGAUUCGCCACCUAGCCGGCACCACAUGGGGAGCCACGACGAAGACAAUGCGCAUGGCCACAGUGGCCCUGCCAAAUUGGGUUGAACUAGACUUGGGCAUAUUUUUAGCCUUCUCUUCAUCAACAGUUCUGCAGGUGAGUAACCUGUUUUUGUGUAUGGUGGUUCUGUACUUCAGCAAGAAACUAGCUUAG